GUGCCUUCCAUUUGAAGAAAGGGGGAAUAGUUGAACAUGAGUCUCCCGUUCUGACAGUCCAGGCUGGGACAAGCAGGCAGCCACCAGACAGCCUAAACAACAGACACGCAGGGGGCCUUGCCUGAAGUGUCUUUAACCAUCUUCUGUUAAAGUCAAAUCUUGGGGGCUUUAUAUUUCAUGGCUGUCAAUAUCAGCAAUGCUGCCCAGGCAGGCCUGCUUUCCCAGCAGUACCCACCUCCUCUGUUCCCCAAACCUGGGAAAGAAAAUGUCCGGCUCCAGAAACUACUCAAGAAAACAGCAAAGAAAAAGGCUGCUGCUCAGACAUCACAAACAUCCGGCCCCUUCCGAUCAAGCCUCUCCCCAGUCAAUGAAGCAAGCCCUGAUCUGGAAUACAGUGAUCACUCAACUCCCGCCAAGACUCCAGAAACAUCUAUUUACAUUGGUGUGGUACACCCACGUUUUAAUGUUCGACCACUGUAUCAGCAUGUAUCAUCCCCUUACCCUCAUCACAGAGAAUUCACUUACGGCAAGACAGCAAGGUUUUCACCCCAACCAUAUGUGUCUCCAAGCCACGCUUUCCCCCAACACACACCUCCAGCAUUUCCAUACAUACCCUCACCAGCUCCAGGACUUGGCACACAUGCCAUGGUUCCAAUCAGGAUUAUAGUGACUGAAGAAACCACAUACUCAGCUAUGAAACCUGAUUCCAUGGAAACUACUCUACAAACAUCACAAAAAGUUCCAAGCACUCAUCUAACCAUUUUUAAUGUCUCCAGAACAGCAAAGCCAUUGUUUGAAGUUCCUCAAAUUACCAAUUACACUGCAAAGUCAGCAGGUUUAAGAACAUCUCAUUCACCAACAAGGAGUAGAACACCUACUGCAGAGUUAAUGAGAGGCCCAACACCAACAUUUGAGGUUAGAAAAAUUAUAACUUCUGAAAUAAGAAGAGAUAGAACACCCACCAGAGAAAUCAGAAGGGAUACAACACCAACAUUUGAAAUCAAGAGGGUUAAAACGCCGACUUCUGAAAUGAAGAAAACCAUUACUCCAACUGCCAAAAUCAAGAAAGAGACAAUGCCAUCUUCUGUGGUCAAGAGUGUCAGUGCUCCAGCCACAGAGAUUAAACAAGAUGUAACUCCAACACUUGAGACAAAAAAAGUUACAACUUCAUUACUUGAGACAAAAGGGGCUACAACACCAACGAGAGCAAGGACACCAACAAAUUACAUUACCUUAUCAAAAACACCAACAGGACGGCCCAAGACACCCUCAGAUCAUGUGUCACGUGCUAGAGUACCUGUGAUUGAGAUUUCAAGACCAAAUCCACUUUUAUUUGCUGUAUCUCCUGUGCACAUGGAUGGCAGAAGAUCAAAAACGCCAACCUCAAGCUUGGCUGGUCCACAUGAUGUAAUUCAGGUGAAUGACACCAGUCUUCAAAAUGGUGACAUAUAUGUCAAAUCAACUGAACCCUUUAAAGUAGAUAAAACCACUUCUGAAAUCAUUUCAAAACUUGAACCACCAAAGACUGAACCUCAAAUACAGGACAAUCAAACCCCUGAAAUCUCAAAGGUUACUGCAAAUGAUCAUCCAAAAGCUGACGCUCUAUCAACACCAAUCAAAGAAAUUGCACAGACUGUUUUAUCUACAGUUGGGCAUCCAAGAACUAUAUCUAGAGUCUCUCCAUUUGCUGGUCAAAGACCUAAAACACCAACAUCCAAAUCCACAUAUUAUGGAUUGACCCCUGCUGAAUAUGUUGCCCAUGGAGGAAUACAAAGUUACUCACCCUCGUUUAGCAUUUCUACACCAGCUGUAGAGGCAUCUCUAAUUCCAAAACAGGAACCAGUAGUACUUCAACCUGAUGUGACAGUAAAAGUGGAUGCAAAUCCUGAGGUAAAACCCAAAGAACUACCUGAAAUCAAAUCAUCUCAGAUUGAUGUUAAAGAUGAAACCACUGCUAUUGUUACUGCUCCAGUUUCUGAGGUUCCAAAGGCAACAGCUGAGACAAAAGGUAAGUCUGUGAGGGACAUUCCCAAGGCAUCUGUGCCAGAGGAAACCAAAUCAAAAGCAAAAAUUCCUGGAUUACCUUAUGUUAAAAUUCCAACCAUUGUGGUGUCUGAAGCUGACAUACUACCACCAGAAGCAACAAAAGCAAAGGCAGCAAAAACUGUGACACCAAGAGUCAGAACUCCAACCUGCAGAUCUCCUAGGGUCACUGAAAUUGCAACAAUCCCUCAAAUUGUGAAUGAAACUGUGAAACCUGAAAGUAAGGAUGUGUCAUUAUCUGACCAAGAUGUGGGAAAGCCAGCACUGCCAAAGUUGUCAGAAGGUCAGAUAAAUGGCCAACCAACAAAGGUGCCAGAGAUGCCAACAGAGACUAAAAUUUCUUUGUUGGAGAGAAUUAAAAAGCAGAAUCUUGCAUCUGCUUCUUCCAAAAAAGCUCCUGAAAAACACAGAGAUGAAAAGGCUGGGGAUAUGCCUCUGGCUAAACCAAAAGAAGACCAAAAGGACCUUGAAACAAAGGACGAUGAACCUGAAAAAAUAGACAGAGCGGACACAAAAGUGAAAACCCAAAAGGAAAUCAAGCCUACAGAGGAUAAAGAGGAGGGAGACAGCUCCUCACUUUCUGCAGAGCCUCUCUUGAAGGUGAUCCAGAAACCAAAAGGCAUGAAGUCAAAGCUUAGUGGCUGGUCUCGCCUCAAGAAACAUAUGGUGGUUGAAGUAGAGGAGCCCAAGUUUCCAGAGACUGAGCCUGAGUCAAAAAAAGAAGUGCCUGCUAGUGCUGAUCAAAACGCAAGUGAAACACAAAAUAAGUCUGAAGGUGAAGCUAAGGUUAGUAAGAGCCAGGAAGACAAAGACUCCCCUAGGGCAGCCAAAAUGUGGGAUGCUGUUCUCUUCCAAAUGUUCUCCACCAAGGAGAGCAUAAUGCAACAAAUUGAAGCCAAUAAAACUGAAGAGCAGAAGAAAAUGGAGGCAGAACAGAAGACACCAAAAGAAAUUCCUUCAUUCGCACAUCGCUUGCCAGUUCUCCUUUACAGCCCUCGAUUCGAUGCCAGACGACUAAGAGAAGCAGUUUCACGACCAGCGACAAAGAUUGCAACAGUUUUCGAAAUGGGGCUCAUAGGCCGCAAAAAUAAAGAUGAAGAGCCAAAAGACUUUAAUAGAACAGCCAAAGGUUUCAAUGCUUCUAAAACCACUGACGUGUAACUGGACAAUUUAUAAUUGAUGGGCAAGGAUUUUGUAAGCUUUUAUUAUGAUGGUAGAGUUCUGAAACCAUCCAAUCUAAUUUGAUUUAUAAUUGUAUAACUUCAAAACAGAUAAAUUGUCAAGGACAUUAAAUAGAUAUUUUCUUUCAAAUGCACAUCAACAAAUUUGUAGCAAUUGCAAUUGGAAUUAGCCAUUUAACUUUUUCUAAUCAGAAAAACAUGUGGUUUUAUAACAGACAUCACUUUUAGAUUAAAGAGUUUACUGAA
Molecule: messenger RNA, 3470 nt
Organism: Xyrauchen texanus (razorback sucker)
Lineage: Eukaryota; Metazoa; Chordata; Actinopteri; Cypriniformes; Catostomidae
Gene: prr33
Product: proline rich 33
Exons: 3
Coding region: 178-3204 (1008 amino acids)
Source: RefSeq, a predicted model, not a curated record